Molecule: messenger RNA, 3051 nt
Organism: Sus scrofa (pig)
Lineage: Eukaryota; Metazoa; Chordata; Mammalia; Artiodactyla; Suidae
Gene: SYCE1
Product: synaptonemal complex central element protein 1
Biological process (GO): synaptonemal complex assembly
Cellular component (GO): synaptonemal complex
Source: RefSeq, a predicted model, not a curated record
UGUUCUACCUUUCUUACAUUUUUUUCUUUCACUGGAGUGACUUACCCUACUGUAUGGAGCCCAGUGGCUCCCAAAUGUCGAUUCCUUGCUCCAACCGCCAAGAGCUGGGGCAGCCAGGGCCACUUUAGGGAAUUUUGAAAGGAAGAUGCUCAGGACAAGUGGUCCUGGCAGCUGCUAGGAACUCACCAGAAAACUCCCCAACUGGGGCCAGCUGGUCACAAACAGCAAGGCUCCUGGCUGGCUCACCAAAACCUGUUGCCGAACCCAAGUUUGCUCUGCUCACUGUACUGCUCAGGCCAAUGAAUUCUAAGAAGAGUUGUUGGGGCGAUGCAUAGCUACUUUAAUUAGAAAGCUAGCAGAUGGAGAAGACGGCAGGCUAGUGUCUUGAGACUUGCCUCAGUCUUAAUUCAGGCUCUUUUAAUACUGAGAAAGGGGAGGGGCAGGGGCCAAUGGUCAGCCACUGUCACUUGCUGGGGGGACAGGCUCACUACAAUGCUGACCAAUGGCUGAAGAGGACCACUAAAUGUCGCUCACUAAUGGUUGCUCACUUACACUCUGACCCCAGCCCCUUUAUCCCUGACUCUAACCUCUAAGGCCAGGCAGUCUGUACAACAGGAUGGGUUAGGGUUUUAAGGGUCACUUGAACCUUUGCUCUACCCUUAUCUUGCACAGGUCAGUUCACCAUCAAAGAAGUAGCCCCAGUAACAUGGAGAUUAUGGCCCACUUUGCCAGUUUGGAUUGGUAGUCCAUGACUUGAACAACCGUCAAGGGUGGCAAUGGUCAUGGGCUCAGCUACUAAUUCCUACUCCUUUCCCUGACCUUGAUACUGACCCUAAAAAUGAAAGGUGACUCUCGUCUGACAUUGACUCUUGACCCUUUCCCUGACCCUCGUCUCCUACUCAGACUCUUACUUUGAUGCUGAGACCAGCUCAGUGAGUGGAGGUGAAGGACGGGUGCUGCAAAGCUUAAGAAAUGUUCAUCGGAAACAAAGAAAGACACAGAGACAGGGUACAGUUAAAGAUGGGACCAGGGGACGCAAGACCUCAUGCGUCAAGAGCCCUGAAUGCCGACGCCUCAUCGUCUUUAUUAUGCUCUCAGGAAGGUAAACAAUGUGAGAAAAUAGACACCCCAAGGCCCUCGGCCUCCAGUCACCUUGAAUUUGAACUCCGACCUUUACUCUAAAGGGCAUCAAUGAGGCUGGUGUUAGCUAUCUAGGCAUAACAUCUUGAGGAACAAUCAGUGUUUUCUCAAGCAGUUUUCUGACUUGAGCUGACCCGGUUUUCCAAAGUCAACACCUUGUCCUCUCAGUUAAUGCCUAACUUGCUGAGCCAGGUCCCUCUAGCCCCUUAUGGUUUCCUUGGGGUUUAGAAAACACAUCCGGAAGAUUUCUCCCCACACCUUGAGCCUUAAUCCUAAUGCUUACUCUGUGACUUUUCGUAACCUUAUCCCUAUCGAGGACGCUUAAGUCAGCUCUAGGGCAGGGCUUUGCACAGGUAGCACUCAAAACUGCUCCUCACACCUGGUUGUUCCUGCCACCUGGAAUCCUGAGCAACAGGUGAGGAAAACGUGACGCUGGAGGUUUUGGAACAGGAUUUGCGCACGACGAGGCCAACUCACCGCCCUGCUGUAAAGCACCCAGGACGCGUCUGAGGGAAAACCGGAAAUUCCUCUUCCGGGUGCAGAGACAGGAAUGAACUGAGACCCCCACGCCAAGCACUGGCACUGUCCCCGAAGCGCGGGCGGCGUCCCCUGGGACGCACCCUCAGGAGACCGCCACACGCCCGCAGGCCCCUGGCUCCUCCAUCGACCAAGCGCAAACCCAAGCGCACGCGACCCUCGCCUGCUCUGCGCAGAGUCAGGGCCAGACGCUCAAGCAUGCGCACUGGCGCGAGCCCACGGUCUCCCCGCGGCCCCCGCUCGAGGAAACGGGCAUUGCGCAGGCGCACAGAGGACGCCCCGCCCCCGGCGCGGCGCCAGACGCCGGGAGCCAGCGACCUGAGAGGAGAUGGCGGGGCGGCCGGGGCCUUCGAGCGAGGAGUCCGCGGGAGCCCUGGGCCGCGCUGGCGAGGCAGGAGGGCAGGCCAAGUCCUCACAAAAAAUAGAAGACUUGAUGGAAAUGGUGAAGAAGUUGCAGAAAGCGGGAAGCCUAGAGCCCAAGGUUGAGGUCCUGAUUAACCGGAUUAAUGAGGUUCAGCAAGCAAAAAAGAAAGCCAGUGAAGAGCUGGGAGAGGCCCGGACUGUCUGGGAGACCCUGCAAAAGGAACUUGACUCAUUGAGUGGAGAGAAAGUACGCCUGAAAGAGAUCUUGAGCAAAAAGCAAGAGACCCUGAGGAUCCUCCGGCUCCACUGCCAGGAGAAGGAAAGUGAGGCACAGAGGAAGCAAACCAUGCUGCAGGAAUGCAAGGAGCGAAUUUCUGCCCUGAAUUCCCAGAUCGAGGAAGAAAAGAACAAACAGAGGAAGCUGAGGUUGGAUUUUGAAGAACAGCUGGAGGAUCUGAUGGGCCAGCAUAAGGACCUCUGGGAAUUCCAUAAGCCAGAGCAACUGGCCCUGGAAAUUGAUGCCCUGGACAGCAACAAGGAACAGUUGCUCAAGGAAGAGAAGUUGGUGGAGGCAAAGCUGGAGGAUGUGAAGCAUCGUCUGUGUUCCCAGUUUGGAGCCAAGGGCUGCUCAACCAUCACUGAGGGGCUCUUCCUCCGCAGCCAGGAGGCAGCAGCUGUGGUGCAUCUGUUUGAAGAGGAGAACAGGAAGGCCCAGGAGCUCCUGGGGGCUGCUGCCCAGCGCCAGGAGCAGCUACAACAAAAGUGCCAGCAGCUACAGCAGAAGAAGCAGAGGCUGAAAGAAGAGCUGGAAAAGCUUGGGGUGCAGGUCCCUGCUCAAAGCCAGAGAAAGCAAGAGGAAGGAGCUAGCCCAGGAGAAGCUGUGAGCCCUGGAAUCGGGUGCAGGGAGCAGAGACAGCUCAUGAAAGGAGCUGGGGGUGGGAAGGCAAGGAGGGGGUCUGCAGAAUCCUGAGAAGAUGGUCUUCAGGGAAAGGCAUUCUUACAGGGACACAG